Molecule: messenger RNA, 2906 nt
Organism: Alnus glutinosa
Lineage: Eukaryota; Viridiplantae; Streptophyta; Magnoliopsida; Fagales; Betulaceae
Product: transcription factor bHLH49
Exons: 10
Coding region: 492-2180 (562 amino acids)
Biological process (GO): regulation of DNA-templated transcription
Cellular component (GO): nucleus
Molecular function (GO): DNA-binding transcription factor activity; protein dimerization activity
Source: RefSeq, a predicted model, not a curated record
UGAACCAAGAACAAUGGAGUAAGCUAAAAAAAUAGAGAGAUUUAAUAAAAUCACUGAAAAAGAAAAGAUAAAAGAUAGAAAGUAAGUUAAAUAAAGAAAUAAAAGAUGGUACAAAAAUUUCUCGAGAAUGAUAAACAAUCAAAGUGCGGAAGAAAGCUUGGGGAGGUCUUUCUAAUAUUUUACACUGGCAGUGGCGGUGGUUAAUCAUCAAGAGCUCUCUUUUUUAUGCAAGCGUGUGCAGCAGGGUUCUCAGCUAAAAAGACGGAGAGUUGAACAAAAAGCCCAAAUUCGAUAAAAGUUGGGAGUGAAAAGCUCGAAUGGAGAGCGGGGCUGCUAAAAGUAGCACAUAAUCUGAAAUGGCUUUUUAUUGAGGGUGGUCAAUUUCUGAAGCUUUGUUAGAUUCUCUAAAGAUUGUUCGCUGGUUGUUUGAAAAUAAUUCUAAGAGAAAGGUAUUUACCUCUGGCUGCUUUUGGCAUUCUUGUCAAGGAGAGAUGGACAUGGGUGGCAAGGAUAAAUUUGAGCUAGAAAACAGGAAUGAGAAUCCUAUGAACUAUGCACCUAGUAUGUCAGACUGGCGAUAUGGCAGUGCCAAUCUCACAAAUAGAUCUACGGGUUUGGUUCCCAUGGGAAAUCUGAUGGCUGUUAGCAAAGGAGACCUUAUUGGAUCUUCUUCUUGUUCAUCUACUUCAAUAGUGGACUCAUUUGGUCAAAUCCUUUGGGACCAUAACUCCAACUCCGAAAACUUGGGAUUUUAUGACAUUACCGUCCAGAACAACGCAAGCACUUCCGAAAGGAUAGGAAAGACAAAAGCUGGCCCUGCCUCUUUAAGAAGUAUUGAUACAUCAUUUGAUAUGGGUUGGAAUCCAGCAAGUUCAAUGUUGAAAGGGGGUAUUUUCUUGCCUAAUGCAGCUGCCAUGCUCCCACAGAGCUUAUCUCAGUUCCCAGCAGAUUCUGCGUUCAUUGAGCGUGCUGCUAGAUUUUCAUGCUUCAACGGUGGUAAUUUUAGUGGUAUGGCGAGCCCUUAUGGGAUUCCUGAAUCAAUGGGUCUGUAUUCUAGGGGUGAGGGGCUCAUGCAGGGGACGCAAGAGGCUUUUGCUGGCAUUGGUUUGAAAUCAGUUUCUGGUGGGCAGUCUCAAAAGAAGGAGCAGAAUGUGGGUGACGCUUCCAAAGAUGUUCCUUUGUCUAUUGAACAUGGGGAUACUGAAGGGAGCCUAGAAAAGGAUGAGAGAAAAAGUGAGAGCCUUUUGAGAUCUCAUGAUGAAGCAAAACAAGGCAUUGGUCAGUCUGGUAAUGAUUCUGAUGAAGCUGAGUUUAGCGGUGCCGGUGGUCAAGAUGAGCCAUCGGUUUUGGAGGGUACAGUUGGGGAACCUUUUGCUAAGGGACUUGACUCAAAGAAAAGGAAAAGAAGUGUGCCGGAUACUAAACUUGAUCUAGCCAAUGGUGUUCCACAACAAUCUUGUGAAUCUGCAAAGGAUGACGCAGAAAUUCAACAAAAGGGAGACCAAAACCCAACUUCAACUACUAGCAAGAGCUCUGGGAAACAUGGUAAACAGGGUUCUCAACCUUCAGAUCUACCAAAAGAAGAAUAUAUUCAUGUCAGAGCUCGAAGGGGCCAGGCAACAAAUAGCCAUAGUCUUGCAGAAAGAGUAAGAAGAGAAAAGAUCAGUGAAAGGAUGAAGUUUCUUCAAGACCUCGUACCUGGUUGCAGUAAGGUCACUGGUAAAGCGGUGAUGCUGGACGAAAUCAUUAACUAUGUACAAUCACUGCAACGACAGGUUGAGUUUUUGUCAAUGAAACUUGCUACUGUGAAUCCACGGCUAGAUUUUAAUAUCGAAGGGCUCCUGGGAAAAAAUAUCCUUCAGUCAAGAGCAGGUACUCCAUCUGCACAAGGAUUUUCACCUGAUAUGCCUGUGGCUUGUCCUCUACUACUUCCUUCUCAACAAAGACUUAUUCAAGCUGGUCUUCCUGGCAUGGGAAGCUCAUCUGAUUUGCUUCGAAGAACCAAUGAUACACAGCUGACACCCAUGGCUGGAGGAUUCAAGGAACCUACACAGCUACCUAAUGUCUGGGAGGAUGAGCUCCACAAUGUUGUCCAGAUGAGCUAUGGAACCAAUGCUCCCCUCAGUAGCCAAGAUGCAGAUGGCUCUCUGCCACACAGCCAUAUGAAAGUUGAACCUUGAUUACUGUUUUUGGGAUUUAUGCCAUAGUACCAUUACGGCCUGGUAUAUGCCUGCGCUGCUUUUUAGUACCUCAAGGAAACAACAAAGGUUUCCUCUUCCAUUAUUAAAGAUUUAACAUCAACAUAUUUGCUUCAAGUUCUGUGUUAAAGUGAGAUGCUACUAGCCUGGUGUAGAAAGUUUGAAGGGCCCCUCUCAGGACCCAGAGAAGGGAUUUUCUCUAGGUUUCCAGAUUCACUGAGAUAUGAUCAACAACAACAGCAGCCACAGUUGUUUCUUUUUUGAAGUGUUAAAUGGAAUCUAUAUUUACAAGAGCAGGUUUGGCUCCCGACUAUAAGGAUGUUUGUGGAUGAAGGAUGUACAAUCAAAAAACUUAGGGAACAGACCUAGAGGGAAGCUCAUAUAUAGGCUUUUCUUCUGGUUAUGAAAUUGGCUAGGUGCAUUUUGUUGGAAGAUUGCGAGGGAAAAACAUGGUGAUGUUUUCUCCUCUUUAGUUAGAAGCUGUUUGUUUUAAUCAUGUGCUAACAGAUGUAAUUUUUUUUUGUCCCUUCUAAUUCCAUUCUUUCACCGACUCCGUGGUAGAUUUGGAGUAAAGAAAACGUGCCAUUUCUGUGAUGAUCACGGCAGUACUUUUGAAGCCUUCUGCCAACUCAUCGCACCCUCUUAAUAUUUUGUCUCAUGUAACUGAAAUUGGAAAGCAAAUCAGAAUUGCACCCUUGGAUCGCUUUA